Adelges cooleyi (spruce gall adelgid) is the source of this 2489-nucleotide messenger RNA. RefSeq names its product heat shock 70 kDa protein 12A-like. The coding region runs from base 147 to 2477 and encodes 776 amino acids. The record is from RefSeq and is a predicted model, not a curated record. NCBI's taxonomy places the organism in Eukaryota, Metazoa, Arthropoda, Insecta, Hemiptera, Adelgidae. The transcript is spliced from 13 exons.
UCCAGAGAUUUCAUGACUGGCGUCAAACGAUGAACACAUACGCGAUAUUUGGUCAGUACUCGCAGUGUUAAACCGUACAUGCAGCCGAGCACUUGAUUUUUGUCAUUUAAUUUUGUGUUAUAAUAUUAAUAUUAUUAUAAUAUUAAAUGUUUACAAAUUCGAAAAAAAGUGAAUUUGCCUAUGCAAUCGAACCAGAGGCCGCCGUGUAUCAAAUACACGAUCGCAGAGAACCACCAGCCAUGAACAUAGACACAUACCAUGAACGAAGAAGGGGACGGGUAUUCGUUGAUGAUCCACUAUCUAGUCUCGAACAAGAAAUAUUGCUGUUCAGGCACAACAAUAUUCAAAAAUUUCAGCAAGUUUUAGGCUGUGUUGAAGAAGAACCAGAGUAUCAAUUGGAUGAUAUUGAAUGUGCACUGCGAUACAACUCACUCGACUCUGGAAUCCCUCACGAAUAUGAAGAGGACGAAGUGGCAAAUUCUAUUAACACUACUUUGAAUAGGCUGAUAUCAUUAUCCCUGGAACAACAAUGCUUUCAACAAGAAAACGAGGGUGAAAUGACCAGUUUUCGAGCUUUACCCGUUAAAACCAAUGGUUGCUGUAGCCCUCAAAUACUAAAUGAAGCGUAUAAUCUAGUUGAAGAAGUAUAUGUCAAUAGGGAUCAAUGUCAUACAGAGCUGCACGCAUUGGACGAAUCCCCCGAAGAUGGUAUUAUCGUCGCUGUUGAUCUCGGUACAACAUACAGUGGCUACGCGUAUUCUUUUAAACGAUCAGGGAGAAUUAAAAUGAUGAAGAAACCUGAUUAUGAAUGUGAAACUAUAAAUGAUGGUCAAAAAAUACCAACAGCGCUAUUGUUAACUCCAAAUUUAAACUUUCACUCAUUUGGAACUGCAGCACGUGAUUAUUAUCAUGAUAUGCAUCCAGAAGAAUCCCAAAAGUGGUAUUAUUUUGACAAGUUCAAAAUGUUUUUGUACAAUAAAGAUAUAAUUUCCAAAGAAACCCAUAUAAUGGCUUCUAAUAAUAUACCACUUCCAGCCACUCGAGUAUUAGUAGAAGCAUUGCGACAUUUAAGGCUUUUAAUAUUUGAUGAACUAUCUUCAAGAUGUUCCGAAGCUAUAAAUCCAGAUUCAAUUACAUGGGUUUUAACUAUACCAGCUAUAUGGACUAAAAAUACUAGAAAACUAAUUAAAGAUAUUGCAAUUGAAGCUGGAAUGGGAAAUUCAGAAAAUUUACAUUCCGUGUGUAUAAUACUGGAACCUGAGGCAGCGGCUGUGUACUGUCGCAAUAUUAGACUUAAGAACACAAAAAUACUUUCAACAAAUUGGUUGGUAGAUGCAUAUGAGACUGAUUACUGUGUGUUAAAUGAAGUUAAUGAAGGUUGUAGCUAUAUGGUAGUUGACUGUGGUGGUGGUACAGUUGAUAUAACAGUACAUCAAGUGUUCCGUACUAUAAACCGAUUACCAAUCAGUAAACUCCAAAAGCCAUCUGCUGGAGUCUGCGGUUCUCUAAGUGUAGAUAUAGAGUUUGUAAAACUUUUAUGUGCAUUAUUUGGUUUUGGAUUUAUGUCUGAUUUUAAACUCCAAAGACCUGCUGCAUAUAUGGAACUACUUCAGAGGUUUGAAGAAGUAAAAAAAACAGUAUCUAGUAAAGUGAGAGCUCCAAUUGUUAUUCGGCCACCAUAUGCAUUUAUAGAACAUUAUAUGAAAUAUUCUGAAAAAGAUGUAUCUGACGCUGUAAAAGAUUAUGGAUGUGACGCAAUUCAAUGGAAUGAACUAGAUGGUGUAUUUGUGUUGGACUAUUUAGCUGUCGAACCAUUAUUUUUACCAAGUUUUGCAUGUAUUUCAGAACAAAUCAGUGUCAUAGCCAACGACGAUCAGAAAGUAACGCAUAUGUUCUUAGUCGGAGGAUAUGCUCAAUCCUUAUGGCUUCAAGAAAAGAUUGUUGAACGUUUUAGUGAUCGUAUAAAAAUAAUUUUACCAGAUCAAGCAGCAGUUAGUGUUCUACAAGGUGCUGUUAUGUGCGAGUUGAAUCGAUCAGACAUACCAGCUUAUAGAGCAAAACAUAGUUAUGCUGUUGGAAUUAUCAAGCCAUUUAUUGACGAUACUCACCCUAUUGAAAAACUUGUAGUAAAAGAUGGUAAACGAUGGUGUACGGAUCUUCUGGAUUAUUUAAUUGAAGAAAACGAUAUUAUUAGAGAUAACGAGACGAUUAUAAAACGUUACACACCUGCAAAUCCACUGGAAGGCUCUAUUGUAAUAAAUAUCUAUCUAGUGCAAAAUAAUUUAGCAAAGUUUGUUACAGAUAGUGGUGUAUCUAAAUGCGGUUCUUUAAAAUUAUCUAGGGACGAAAACAUUCAGCUUUCAAAAGAAUUAUUAGUUCAAAUGGGAUUUGGUGGUCAAGGUGAAGUAGUAGCUACCGCCCUAGACUUAUCAAAUGGCACUCGUGUUGAUGCUCAGAUUUCGGAAACUGAUUGCUAAAUAUAACUUGUA